Leptomonas pyrrhocoris is the source of this 5932-nucleotide messenger RNA. Its product is annotated as putative Zinc carboxypeptidase. Gene Ontology annotation, biological process: proteolysis; protein side chain deglutamylation. Gene Ontology annotation, molecular function: metallocarboxypeptidase activity; zinc ion binding. Bases 1244 to 5932 code for a protein of 1562 amino acids. Lineage: Eukaryota; Euglenozoa; Kinetoplastea; Trypanosomatida; Trypanosomatidae. The transcript has a single exon. The record is from RefSeq and is a predicted model, not a curated record.
AGUCUAUCGCAGCCACAAUUAUUACUAUAGGCUCUCUCAAGGAACGUACUAAAGAGGAAGGGAAAAACACAUCCACGCUGCUUCCUCUUCCUCUUCAAUUCUCUGCCACGUCGAAUCGUUCUUUCAGUUGAGUAGCGUUUUGUUUUUUGUUUUUAGAGGGAUCCUCAUUUGACCUCAUCUACCUGACCUUCUUGCUGGAUUUCUGCCGCAGGUCUUUUCCUUUGCUCUGAACGCAUCUCUCUCUCUCUCUCUCGCUGGGUGUGUGCUUUUGGGUCCCAGCCUGCGUUUCCUGCUGACUUCACACUGCGUUUGCUGCCAACUCUCUCCAUAAUCUGCUUCUUUUUAUUGUUCCGUUUCUUUGUACUUCGCCAGACCCUACGGCGCUAUUCUAUGUAAACCUGCAUAAAAAUUUUCUCUCUUUGCUGUUACCCGCCGUUGUGGACGUGCGCCACUCUCUAAUGCUUAACGUAGCUAUCCACAGCGCCGCCUAACUUCGUGUGCCUCUUUUCGUUUUGCGGUGGUUGACGAGUGCAGUUCAUCUCGCCGUGUUGACACACACUCAACCACCACAACGCAGAGGGCAUCUCCCCAACUGUGUAUAUACAUACCUACGUACAUAUUUAUCCAACCAGCGCGUGCUUUCGUUUGAGAAGAAACGAAAUCGAGCGUUCCACAACGCAGCGGAAACGCGCAGAGCCGCACCGGAUCUUUCCCCGUCUCCAGUCAAGAAAUGCGACCCCCCGUCGUUGCCCAGAAACGGGGGUCAUCGCUGGUGCAGCGACCUCCGCUUGGCACCAGUGCUGCGGCCACGUCCCCCACGACGGCCAAAGCCAAAAAGAACAACAGCGGCGUCAAAGCACGGGCAGCACCCGUCACCGCGGCAGCGAGGCGCAUCGCAGCGAAGGGAACGUCUCUGCGGACGCGCAUGCCCUAUCUACGGCCCAACGCGUCCCCCGUGCCCACCACGCCAACGGAGGCGAAGGCGCACCUGCCCCCGCGCCCGCCCCCGCGCUCCUUUUCUUCAAGCGCCAGCACACAUGGGUUUGCGCCGUGGCUCAAGGACUCCUUCACCGCUAUCCCUGAGGCGUUGCAGCAGAUCAAGAAGGUGUGCAACGCCUCGAGGGACUCGACGGACAGGGAUUCGAGUGUUGUGGCGGGCAACACCAAUGCUCGAGAGCGUCGUCUCAGCCGGUCCCCCAGCGUGGCGGGCGGUAAAGGCAGCAACGCGAAGGAGGAUGCCACGAUGGUGGUUCAGAACAUCGAGGAAAUUCAGGGGAUGCUCUUCUCCUCCUUACAGGCGGCCACCGCAGUAGAGGCCCUCGCGCCGCUGGCCCCGCCGCACGACGCCGCCGCCGGCUCGCAUUUCCAGCGCAGCAAGUCGUGCAACGCACAGCUGGAGUCCCCCCUCAUUUCCACCGCCUCCGGGUUCUUCCUGUCGCGUAAGGACCGCCGCAAGGCGUGGACGCUGCUGCUGCACAAGAACACGCACGCGUUCCCGAUUCUCGUGAACGCAGCCCGCUCUCCGCUGGCGACGCGGGAGGCGCAGGUGGUGGCGACGAUCUUGACGUUCGUGUACAACGUGCUUCGCCAUAUGGCGGGGGAGCGGCAACGCAGGGCAGUGCUGCUGUGCGAGAAGCUCGGCCUGCUGCGCGUCUGCACCGCCGUGUUACAGGAGUGCCGGCGACGGCUGCAGUGUGAAACGACGACGACGGCUGCCCGCGCGUCGUGCCUGCGUGCGUGCGAGGCGGCGGGUCUUCUCUUCACGUUGGGCCACACCUUCAACGUGAAGCUCUCCGCCGCCUUUCGACUGUCGCAGAGCCUCGACUGUACCCUCGCCUGCGCCUUCUCCAUCUUCGCGGUCGUGGAGGCGGAGUUCGCGGCGUUUCAGCAGACCGUGUCGCUGCUUGGGCCGGGCAAGAGCCUGCGGGAGAUGACGAAAGCGUACGCCAAGGCACACACCCGUAAAGAUACCCUCAAGGCCUUACGUGCUUUUCAGGCCCGCUCGCAGUGGUCCGUCGCCGCUUUCUCUCACUUCUGCUUCACGUUGUUCGUCUUUACCGGCAACGCGGCGUCCGCGAAGGAGUUGGGCAGCCGGGGUGCCGAUGUGUGCGCAACGGCCAUCGCCAUGACGACCUACUUUCUCUCGCAGGUGGCCCCCGUGCUGCUGACGAAUGUGGUGUACGAACGACAGGAGGAGACGCUGCACCCUACCGUGGGUCCGCUCGUGGCGAUCGACCACACCCAUUGGGCCCCGGCGUGGGUGGUGAAGAUGCUGCGCCAUGUGGAGCUGAUGCUGCUCUGGUGCGUCGCGCUGCUUCACCGCCUCGGCAGCUGCGACAAGGUGCAAUGUGAGGUCUCCGCACUGGCGCUGCGCUUGCACGUGCCGCGCGGGUGCUUGAUCUUUCUCGCACCCCCGUCCGAAGUGGCUACGCAGCUGGCGCCACGCCGGGAGUGCGUUCACGUUGUGCUGAUGCUCCUCAGCACCCUUUUUGAAGCAGAUCGUGCGGGUGCAUUGGUGGAUAUAAGCGACUUUGGCGGACUGAAGUCGCUCGUGACGAGCGUCCUCGCGCUGAGCGAGACGGCGGCGCAGCAGUGGCAUCACUACUACAUCCAAAUGGCGACCAUUUACGGCUGCCUACAACUGCCGGCCCUCGCGGGGCGCUCCUCGUGCUACGUUGAUCAACGCAUUCCCGUGGCGCUGCGGCGUUUCCAUUCCACCUCGCAAGAGACGACAAGAGCAACGGUGGCCUCUGCGGCGAGGGACUUCAAGAGUGGAAACGACAGCACGAGCACCUCGCAGACGGGGAAUCUGACGGCUGCCUUGUCCGCUGUUGCACCGCUGUCCUCUCCCUGCGCCGCGGCACUGUCCGUUGAUGAAGCCCACGCGCGGCAUGACGGCGGCAGCAACGCGUCCUCGCACACGAACACGACGGGAACGCAGUGCCUCAGUGCCGCAGAGCAGUUCACCAGCGUGCCGGAUGCCGUGCUGAGUCCGCUGCUGUCCCACUUUGGUGCCGCGCAGGGCGGCGACAUGGAAGACGGGCUGCUGCUGGUGGAUACGAAGCCGAGUCUUUUCUCGCCAGAGCUUCACCACGGCACCGUCGAUGCCGCCUCCGCGCUGAGUGAGUUCAGCGAGGGACAGUUGCCGUGGCCUUUCACAGAUGCAGCCCCACCCACCACGGCGGAACACUGGCAGGGCAAGCCCAUUCACGUAAAAAGCGUCAGCGAGGACGAGCACCUUCAAGUUCCACUGAAGGAGGUCCCGCAGGAGGAUCGAGUGCGAGUGCUGCGUCACCACAUCGCCCGACUUGCCCAACUGGACGAGACGGCGUGCGACGCCACCUGCAACCCGCACGUCUACAAGGUGGUGUAUGAGCGCAGAAGCAGCGCAGGCCCUGCUGUGACCGACGCCGCCGUGCAGCCGAGCCACGACGGCAUUGGCUUCUUUUCCGACUACGAAGGCGGCAAUUUGCAGCGCGUGGUGGAGGUGGCGGACAACGAGUUUGACCUGGUCCUCGCGUGGGAUACCGCGACGAACUCCUACACGCAGUGGUUCAACUUCGGCGUACGCGGCUUCGCCCCGGGCAAAACCUACCACUUCAACAUCCUCAACAUGGAAAAGCAAGGAUCUACCUUCAACGACGGGCAGAAGCCGCUGCUGCUGCACGUGCCGGAGAGCAGCAGAGGCAGUCCGAACAAGGGCACCAAGAAGCCGUGUGCGCCGCCACACUGGCAGCGUGCGGGGCACAACAUCUUCUACUUCCGCAACACCUACGAGCGACCGGUGCGCACGCACUUCUUCACGAAGGACGCGGAGAGCGGCGGCGGCAGUGCCGCGUCUGCCCACGCGUCGCCGGUUGCAAAUGCACCGCAGCGGUUUUUCCCCACUCGAGCCAACGCCGGCGGCACGGCUGCGCGGACGCUGCCUUCGCGCACACCGCCGCCGCCACCACCGGUCGUGGCGAAGCGACGAACGCCCACGCCGGCCCUCGCGUCCCCCGCUGGACGCAGUGCCACCAGCGGCAACAGCAACGAAGACGACAGCGACGGGGGAGGUAAAAAGCAGAAGAACUACUUCACGGUGACGUUUUCGGUGACGAUGCCGGCGGAGGCGUCAGGGCGGGUGUACCUGGCGAACUGCUUCCCUUUUUCGUAUACGGAGUUGCGGCAGCACGUGUCGUGGUUGGCGGCGCAGAUGCAGUCCAGCUUCACGCCCGCCCUGCGUGCGCAGACGCUUUGUGUGACGCCGGGAGGGUUGGAGGUGCCGCUGCUGACGGUGACGGCGCUGCACCGCCGCGGCUCGGAGGAGCCCUACACGAUGGACGAAAUACGACGUCGCCCCAUUGCCCUUUUGGUCGCCCGCGUGCACCCUGGUGAGACGAACGCCAGCUGGGUGAUGCAGGGCCUGCUGGACGCUCUGCUGCGACCGUCGGCCGCCGCUGCGGCGUGGUCGGCGCUAUUGUGCGAAACUUUCGUGUUUAAAGUUGUGCCGAUGCUGAACGUGGAUGGUGUGAUGAUGGGCAACCACCGCUGCUCCUUUGCGGGCAUGGACAUGAACCGCGACUACCUCGCGCCCAAGGCGGAGCUGAAUCCCACCUUGUACGCGUUGAAGCAGUUGCUGCGGUACUGGAGACAGGAGGAAGGCAGACAGACGGUCAUGUUUGCCGACUUCCACGGGCACUCCCGUGCGAAGAACUUUCUCGUGUACGGGUGCACGUCCGAGACGAUGAAGGGUGUCGCCCAUCACCUGGGCGGGAGAGACGAGAGGGCAAAAGGUCGCGGUAGCGAUUCCACCGGUGACGGUGGUGGCCGCCGGCGACGCGUGCGGGUGCGCCAGACGUCAACCGACGCCCCAUUGGGACCGGAGAAACUCCUCGCCGUGCUGCUCAACUCUCUCUUUCCUUCCUUCUCCCUCUCGCAGAGCUCGUAUGCGGUGACCAAGGACAAGAUCAGCUCCGCGCGCAUCGUGCUGUACGACGAGUUCGGUGUCCGCAUGAGCUACGGCUUUGAGGGGACCAUGGUUGGUGGCCGUGUCAGCCUGCCGGACCUGCUAGUGCCCCUCACCGAUGCAGCGAGCACAGCAGGCACGCUGUGGAAAGAGGAGGUGCACUACAGCCCAACCGUUUUCCGCGCCAUGGGCGACGCCUUUGUUCGCGCUGUCGCAAUUCUGGCGGAGCAAUGGAUCGCCGUAACGACGGCAGCCGCUGCCGCACCCACAAGCGACGGCGGCAGCGGCAACGUGAGCAACGUGAGCAGCGAGAAGCUUCGCAAGAGCGGCAUAGGGGCGCGGUGUGGCUGCAGUGCGGAGGUGAUGCAGGCGCUGUGGGGCGCCACCGCCGCAGCGGGGAGCGGGCGCGAUGCCCCGAGGAGUCGGCGCGAAGAGCUGGCCAAGGACAUCGCGUCAUCGGAGCCGCGGGCAGGACCGUACGCGAUUGCCACCCGCAGUGAUCGACGGCAAGGCAACGCCUCGUCCUCUCACGCCAGCGCAACCGCCAGCAACACCACCGUGCACGACGCUGCGACGCACCCACCUGCCGUGUCCGCGGCUGGGCAGCUGGACGCGCUCAACUAUCUCUUUCUCGCGCACCAGCGUGAGACGGCCGUGCAGGAGGGCGACGACGGCGACAACGCCGAAGACGACGCCGACCAGCGCACCGUCGACGGCAGCGAGGUGUGGAGUGUGGCGGAGGGGAGCGAUACGGAGGUGGUGGGCAAGGCCGGGAAGCAGGACCGAGAGAAGAGGGCUAAUCGCGGUGACAACUCGGACACGGGUGACCGCAGUCCCUCCUCCUCCUCCUCCGACUCUGGCAGCGACGAUCACGACUGGUCGGGGUUUAACUCGUCUGCGAGCAGCGCCGAGGAGGACAUUGACGUGGAGCGCAGCAGCGCCAGCAGUGUGGACGACGAAAUCCCCACAAACCUGUUCUUAUAG